AUGGUGUUCCGCAACGGCGCGCGCAUCCUGGCCAAGGCCUCGGCGUCGCACGACGUGCUCGUGUCGGAGCUGCAGGCCUUCAUCCCCGCGGGCGACUUCAUCACACAGUGCCUGUACCAGCCGCUGCCGACGCCAUACGCGGAGCGAUCCACAGCGGCUGGUGGCAACGUAAUGGGCGUCGAGCGGGCCGAGGCUGGCCACAACGGCGUUCUGUUCCUCGCCGUGGCUAUGGUCAAGACGGCCGAGCAGGAGGCGUUUGCGCCGCCCAAGAUCGCCGCCUGGAUCCAGGCCAUCAGGGACUUUGCGACGAACGAGCUCGGCGAGAGCGCAGUACACGACUGGACGUACCUCAACUACGCCGACAAGUCGCAGCGCGUGCUCGAGAGCUACGGCGUCGGCAAGAUCAGAGAGGCUGCGCGCAAGUACGACCCGGCCGAGGUCUUUCAGCGGCUGUGCCCGGGCGGCUUCAAGAUUUCUGACGUUAAGAUUUGA
Messenger RNA from Lasiosphaeria miniovina, 492 nucleotides. RefSeq lists its product as uncharacterized. The transcript has a single exon. The coding region runs from base 1 to 492 and encodes 163 amino acids. The record is from RefSeq and is a predicted model, not a curated record. Lineage: Eukaryota; Fungi; Ascomycota; Sordariomycetes; Sordariales; Lasiosphaeriaceae.